CAUACGGCGGAAAUUUCAAAAUGGCGACUGAAUUGUCAACAGAUGAUACACCGCAAAAACAAAACUUAAAGAUAGAUUGCAAAUGUUGCAGAUCAGUUGUAGCUCUUUUACAAGUCACAGAAAAUCAUAUCAUGAAGUUAUUCGAAGAUCAAAAUGAAAAUCACCUCAUUGGUACAGACGUGUUUCAGACUUACAAAAAAUUGAUGAUGUCAAAUAUUCUGAUGAAAGGUGAACCUGUAACAAAAUAUGAUGCUGCUCUUGACACCACUACAGAGUUUGAACCAUUUGAUGUAGAGAAAGAGAAAUACAUACAACAUGAUUUGAUGGAACGUUUAGACAGACACUUUGUCAGUACAACAAGGUUAAGAAAAUCAGCAUCUAAGCAAGUUAGACGGAAAGUAAAGUCCUUGAUAAGACCAGAGCUAAAAUAUGUGGCUUUAGUAUCAGUUGAUACAAAGUCAGAGAGAGAAAAUUGUAUGGAAACAGACACAGCAAAUGUUUGUGGUUCUGUUAAUCUUGAGGAAGUAGAAGAAAGAGUACAAGGAGCUGUGGAUACAUGUUCAUAUAACAAACAAUUUUGUGGAGAUAUGCUACAAAAAGCAAGGGACAUUUCUCAAGCAAUGCAGAUAUUUAAACAGUCAGAGAAAAGUGAAAUAGUGAAGGCAAUGUACGAGACUCCACCAAAUACACCGGUUGCCAAAAAUGGACUUGACAAACAGUUGGAAAGUUCACGGAAAAUAUCAAAGAAGCUAUUACCGUAGAUGAAAUAGGUUGUUGUUAUAACUAUAAAAAAAAAUUCUAGAUCUGGCAAGCUGCUGUUGUCAUUGCUUGUGUCAUUGUGUAAGGACAAGAUUAAAAAACUGAUAGAUAUAAUAUAGAUUUGUAGAUGGAUGUUUUUGAAAGGAACAAUUCAUUUUCAUAUUUAUUACCAGGAAGAGUUCCAUGUUGUGUAACUUAUAAAAUAUGUUAUAUUUAUACAAAAUGAAUUUUCAUCUUAACUAAAAUUUGAUUAAGUUUUUUUAUGCCCCCACAAUGUGGGAGCAUAUAGCGUUGCACUUGUCCGUCCGUCAGUCCGUACGUCCCGAAAUCUUGUGAACGCAACUCCUCUUAAACCGGUUGGCAGAUUUUGCUUAAACUUACAGGGAUGAACAACCUUAAUGUGUAGAUGGUAGUAAAGGAAGGAAUUUUCGCUGCGACCAAAUUUAACAGAAUUUUGGCCCUUUGUUGAUUUUUUCACUAGAUACUAUGUAGAAAUUUUGUGAACGCAACUCCUCUUAAACCGGAUGGCAGAUUUUGCUUAAACUUACAGGGAUGAACAACCUUAAUGUGUAGAUGGUAGUAAAGGAAGGAAUUUUCGCUGCGACCAAAUUUAACAGAAUUAUGGCCCUUUGUUGAUUUUUUCACUAUAUACUAUGUAGAAAUUUUGUGAACGCAACUCCUCUUAAACCGGAUGGCAGAUUUUGCUUAAACUUACAGGGAUGAACAACCUUCAGGUGUAGAUGGUAGUAAAGGAAGGAAUUUUCGCUGUGACCAAAUUUUACAGAAUUAUGGCCCUUUGUUGAUUUUUUCACUAUAUACUAUGUAGAAAUUUUGUGAAUGCAACUCCUCUUAAACCGGAUGGCAGAUUUUGCUUUAACUUCCAGGGAUGAACAACCUUAAUGUGUAGAUGGUAGUAAAGAAAGGAAUUUUUGCUGCAACCAAAUUCAACAGAAUUAUGGCCCUUUUUUUAUUUUUUCAUUAUAUACUAUGUAGAAAUUUUGUGAACGCAAAUUCUCUUAAACCAGAUGGCAGAUUUUGCUUAAACUUCCAGGGAUUAAGAACCUUAAUGUGUAGAUGGUAGUAAAGGAAGGAAUAUCGCUGCGACCAAAUUUAACAGAAUUAUGGCCCUUUGUUGAUUUUUAGUUUUCAACUUGUGGCACAUGUAGUCCAAAAAAUAUUUGACCUAGAGUCAUAAGAUUGACAGAACAGUGGCGUGUGGGGGCAUCCGUGUCCUAUGGACACAUUUCUAGUUUAAGCUAAAUUCUAAAAGCAUGAGAGCCUGACUAUUGAAAUCAAUUACAUGUACAUACAUAUACACACAUCUUUGUACUUUUCAUGGUUAACCUUUAACCUGCUUUGAGUGGAGUGAUUAGUCAUUGCCACCAAUAUAGUGCCAGGACAGAGCUACACCACUGUGCCGUCUGACCAGGCUAUUUACUGUUGGUAGAUAACUUUUUUGAUAUUUUUAUAUAGGCUUAUCAUUCAUCAAAGGUUGACAGUAAUUAUUCCCCUCUCUCUCUCCCUCCCUCUCUUUCUCUUUUUCUCUCUCUAUCUCUCCUCAUAUUAAAGGAACUCCACUGAGGUCUAAAAGUCUGAAAACAUAGAAUAUUUGAAUUUCUUGUAUUGAUUGGCAACAGAAAGAUAGAUAGGCAAAAGCUGAUUAAAAUAUAUACCCAGAAAUAUAUAUGUAUUUUUGUCUUAUUCUUAGCCGGAUUUGAGUGAAAAGGGAAUUUUGGAUCAUUUGUCAGUCCCUUCAUGUCAAAAAAACCUCAGUGUGAGUCCCUUUAACCAUAAGCCUGUGAUUAGCCUUUGCCACCAGGAUAGAGAGCUAGGCUAGCCUAGAUAUCUGGCAGUGUGACCAGGCUUUUUACUGUUUAUAACUCAAUUUUUGUAUUGAUUUUGAAAUCAAUGACUUUUUCAAAUUUAAAGCUUAGCAAAUCCAUCACAGCUGGUUAAGGAUAAAUUCUCAUAUUCUUUAGCAUGACUGGACAAUGUAUUAUUCAUAGUGAUAAUACUAUUGACUUGAUUUGUAAAUAUUAUAAAAUUAAAUGCAUAUGUGGUAACAGAAAAUUCGGGAAAAACUGUUGGUUGGGAAUGGUAUAUUAUUUUUUACUUAGUCUACUUGUUCCUGCCUGUUCAUGUACUACAGAUUUUACACUGAAUCGUGCCAACAAAGGCUCUAUCUUACACAUAUUUAUUGUUACUUUGUUAAGAGUACUACAAUAUUAGUGGAUAUGUUUUGUUGUUGUGGCAGAGGGGUAACAAGGUCGGGCAGUAGUCUAUUUAAAACAGUAAACAGGGGCAGUAACUGACAAAAUUGAUAAACUUUUAUAAUAUUUUAUUCAUACAAUCAGUGC
This is a messenger RNA of Ruditapes philippinarum (Manila clam), 3116 nucleotides long. RefSeq lists its product as uncharacterized. Bases 21 to 761 code for a protein of 246 amino acids. The transcript is spliced from 5 exons. The record is from RefSeq and is a predicted model, not a curated record. NCBI's taxonomy places the organism in Eukaryota, Metazoa, Mollusca, Bivalvia, Venerida, Veneridae.